This is a messenger RNA of Microdochium trichocladiopsis, 1697 nucleotides long. RefSeq lists its product as uncharacterized. The transcript is spliced from 3 exons. The record is from RefSeq and is a predicted model, not a curated record. Gene Ontology annotation, cellular component: membrane. Gene Ontology annotation, biological process: transmembrane transport; carbohydrate transport. NCBI's taxonomy places the organism in Eukaryota, Fungi, Ascomycota, Sordariomycetes, Xylariales, Microdochiaceae. Bases 1 to 1527 code for a protein of 508 amino acids. Gene Ontology annotation, molecular function: carbohydrate:proton symporter activity.
AUGGCUUCCAAAUCAUCCUCUUCCACCAAGGAGGCGGAGGCCUGGGCCACGCCAGUCGAGGACGCCCGCAACGGUGGCGGAGCGGCGCUCGAGGACACGGACGGCAUUCUGCAACGGCUGGCCAACGAGGCUCCUCCUUUUUACAAGUCUCGCAACCUUUUGAUGCUAUAUCUGCUCCUCAUCCCGGGCGGCCUCAUGCCUGCCGUAACCCUGGGCUUUGAUGGCGCCAUGAUGAACGGCUUGCAGGCCGUGCCAGCAUGGGAUAACUGCUGCAUCGUUGCCACCCCAUUCAUCAGCAUCGUCGGCGACCGCUUCGGACGAAGAGUGGGCAUUUGCACAGGAGCAGCCAUCAUGCUGGUAGGAGGCAUCAUUCAAGGCGCCUCUGUGAACAUCGGCAUGUUCCUCGCCUCUCGAUUCAUUCUCGGUUUCGGCCUCGUCUUCUCCAACACUUAUGCUCCUAUGAUUAUCGGCGAGCUCGCACAUCCCAAAGACCGCACCGUCGCAACAUCUCUCUACCAGACUUCAUGGUACAUUGGCGCCGCCCUCGCUGCGUGGACAACAUUCGGCACAUUCCGCAUCCCCACGGACUGGGCCUGGCGCAUCCCCUCUUACAUGCAGGCCGCACCCGCGCUGAUCCAGAUCAUUUUCAUCUUCUUCCUACCCGAGUCUCCGAGAUGGCUCAUUGCCAACGGCCGACCGGAAGAAGCCAAGGCGUUCCUCAUCAAGUAUCACGCCGAAGGCGACUCGCAAUCCCAGCUCGCCAAUCUCGAGUACAAGGAGAUCCGCGCGGUCAUCGAGGCCGAGAUGGCCAACGAGAUUGGCUGGAUGUCGCUGCUCAAGACGCCCGGCAACCGGCGUCGGAUGCUCAUCAUAAUGAUGCUGGGCGCCUUUUCGCAGCUGUCGGGCAACGGGCUCGUCUCGUACUACCUUGUGCGCGUGCUCGCCACCGUGGGCAUCACGGACCCGCAGACGCAGAACAUCAUCAAUGGGUGCCUCAUGAUCUUCAACUGGGUGUGCUCCGUGGGGUCCGCGUUCGCCACGACCCGCUUCAAGCGCCGCACGCAGUUCCUCAUCUCCGUGGUCGGCAUGUGGGCCGUCUUCACCUUCCAGACACUGUGCGCGGGCUUGUUCAACGAGCAAGGGAACCGCGCCGCGGGCCUCGCCGUCAUUGGCAUGCUCUUCCUGUUCUACGUCUUCUUCAACUUUGCGUUCAACGCCCUGCUGUACUCGUACCCAGUUGAGAUCCUGCCCUACUCGAUCCGCGCCAAGGGCUUCUCCGUGCUCAUGUUCUUCGGCAAGGGUUUCUCUUUUGUCAAUGCGUUUGUCAACCCCAUCGGUCUUCAGGGGCUCGGGUGGAAGUACUAUGCUGUGUAUGUGGCGUGGCUGGGUGUAGAGACCUUUUGCGUGUGGAAGUUCUUUGUUGAGACCAAGGGUCCUAGUCUUGAGGCUAUUGCGGCCCGCUUCGAUGGCGACAAGGUUGCCGUCGAUACGGACAGGCUUGCGAAGAAGGAGGACUCACGGGACUGAACUGUCGGGGUUCGUGGCGAACGGAAGGGAGUCGGUGCUUCGUGAUGAUGGAGGGACAUAGUCUGUGAUCGAGAGGAGAUACUGAUACUGGUAUAAAGCACUUCUCUGCCACUUGGCAGCCAAUCAUGGGACUCGAGGCUUUGUUUCCAGGUUGGUGCCUAGAAUCCUGG